Messenger RNA from Lachnellula hyalina, 255 nucleotides. It is a transcript of the gene LSM5, whose product is annotated as U6 snRNA-associated Sm-like protein LSm5. Gene Ontology annotation, biological process: mRNA splicing, via spliceosome. Gene Ontology annotation, molecular function: RNA binding. The record is from RefSeq and is a predicted model, not a curated record. The coding region runs from base 1 to 255 and encodes 84 amino acids. Gene Ontology annotation, cellular component: U6 snRNP; U4/U6 x U5 tri-snRNP complex; Lsm1-7-Pat1 complex. NCBI's taxonomy places the organism in Eukaryota, Fungi, Ascomycota, Leotiomycetes, Helotiales, Lachnaceae. The transcript has 6 exons.
AUGACAUCUCAACUACUUCCCCUCGAGCUGAUUGACAAAUGCGUGGGAUCCAAGAUCUGGGUUGUUAUGAAGGGUGAAAAGGAAUUCAGUGGUACGCUCAUGGGUUUCGACGACUACGUCAACAUGGUUCUUGAAGAUGUCACCGAGUUCGAUUAUUCUGGAAACCACACCAAGCUGUCAAAGAUCCUGCUUAAUGGAAACAACAUCUGCAUGUUAAUACCUGGUGGAGAAGGUCCUGUGGCGUCUGCUUCAUGA